Messenger RNA from Microsporum canis CBS 113480, 690 nucleotides. Its product is annotated as elongation factor 1 gamma. The transcript has 3 exons. The record is from RefSeq and is a predicted model, not a curated record. Lineage: Eukaryota; Fungi; Ascomycota; Eurotiomycetes; Onygenales; Arthrodermataceae. Bases 1 to 690 code for a protein of 229 amino acids. Gene Ontology annotation, cellular component: nucleus; cytoplasm.
AUGCCGCAUAAAAUGUCAUUCGGAAAGUUGUAUACGUACAAGGGGAGUCCCCGAGCUAUAGGAAUAUUAGCAGUCGCCAAAGCGAGUGGGCUACAGAUAGAAGAAGUCGAAAUACAGCCUGCCAACGGGGUUCCUGAGGAGUAUCGAAAGCUGAACAAGCUGGGGAAAACACCUACAUUCGUUGGAGCUGAUGGCCUAGUCCUCACUGAAUGCAUAGCCAUCGCGCUCUACAUUACCAGUCAAGAUCCAACAAGCACUCUCCUGGGUGCGUCCGAACUGGAUUUCAUCCUUGUCCUCCGCUGGCUCUCUUUGACCAACACAGAUGUGGUCAACCGGAUGGCAGAUUGGAUCCGCCCCCUUAUCGGCUAUACUCCGUAUUCGAAAGAAGCUGUUGAAAAGGCUCAGAGAGAAACAGACCAGGCAAUCCAGAUAUUCGAGGAUCAUCUACAGGACCGGAAAUAUCUUGUGGCAGAUCGACUCACACUUGCGGAUAUCUUUUGUGCUGGCUUGCUCACAUUUGGAUUCGCUAAGGUGUUCGAUGAAAAGUGGCGUAAGCGAUUCCCUUACUUCACAGGCUGGUUCGUGUGUAUAACGAAUCUACCAAUGUUCAGAGCAGUUGCACCAGUUGUGAAUAUGGUAUCUGAGGGUUUGCCUAACCAGCCACCAACGGAGCCGUUCAAAGCCCCUUGA